UGGUGGUGAAUUUCACACCUUUCUUUUCUUUGUGAAGAAACCUGGGUGUUAAUGGUAAGGAAUUGGGUACCAUUGUAUGUCUGAGGCUGUCUGUUAGAAGAGCUGAGGGAUGCCAGUGGGGGGAAAAGUAAAAAGAGGUGAAGAAGAUACUGAAGAAAUUAGAAUUGGAGAGAGGUUAAGAAAUUAGUGAUUUGUUUUCUAGGAACCUAUCUUUUUAUUAUUUUAUUAGUCUAUGAGUAUUUUAAACAGUUUUCUAAAAUAUAAACCUAAAAGAAGCUUAAUAAUUAAAGGGUCAGGACCAGCUAAACAAAAGGAUUUUGAGUUUGGAGAAUUGGGCAUUUGGGAAAAAAUCAAUCAAGCCAAGAAUCUCUUUCUUGUGUUCUACAGGUAUACUUCUAACACAGCCAUGGAAACUUGGUCAGUUGAUCAGGUCUGCAGUUGGUUGGUGCAAAAAAAUUUAGGAGAACUAGUUCAUAGGUUUCGAGAGGAAGAAGUAAGUGGGGCUGCUCUCCUUGCACUGAAUGAUAGGAUGGUUCAGCAGCUAGUAAAGAAGAUUGGACAUCAAGCAGUUCUGAUGGACCUAAUUAAAAAAUACAAGCAAAAAACUGAGGAAUUGCCCCAACCUUCUACAAACUCCAGAGUGAUAACCCCAGCAAAACAAGCAGAAACAGUCCAUCACAGCAACCAGUUGGAGUCACCUUUUCAUACAAAUGAAAAUCUUGAUGUUGGACUAGUUGACCAAAGGGUGCUGAAACAAAGAAAAAACAUGAAACAGCUAGCAAGGAAUAAAGCACUACAGUGGACAAAAUCCUAUAUUUUACCGGACUUCCCAUAUGAUGUUAAAUGCAUGUUAACUGAGCAAAAGUGUCCAGAUCACAGCAUGAGAAUAAGGAUCAUUGAGUUUUUACAGGCAGAUAUGACAAAGUAUCUGGAAGGAUCAUUGUACCCAACUACCCAACAAUACAAUGAUGUUGUCAAUGCCCUCCUUCAGGCAUACCCAUUCCUUGAUGAAGAUGGCAAUGGUUUUUUUUUGUGGAAACGAGCGCUCAAAGAUCGCUUCAAAUAUGUUCGGAGGCCCAUAGAAGAUGAUGAACAGGUGAUAAGGAACAAAUGUAAAUUUGGCCACAGAAAAGGACAAACAAGGAAAUCUUUCACAGAAAUCAGAUGUGAAGAAAUUCAGAUUGUCCAAAUAAAAGAAGAAGAUGUUUAUUUAGAUUCUGAAGUAGAUGAACAUAUUAACUGGUUCCAUCAAGAAUAUGUCAAAGCCCAAAAGAACUGGGGAGAAAUUGACAACAGGAUGAGUCAGACUUUGGAAAUACGAAGAAAGAUGAUUAACAAUAAGACACCUUUGAAAGAAAUUCUCAAAAUGUUUCCUUUCUUGAAGUGUCCUUAUCAGCUGUUCAGAGAAUUCCAGCUACUCACCAGAACCGACAUUUAUAAGAAAACACAACAGAUUUUGGAGAUGUAUUCAGAAAACAUACUGACCUCUUUUUCAGGGGUGGAAAAUCCAGUGACUGCUCUGUUACAUGAGAGAAUGAAGCAGUUUACAGAUGAAGACAUUCUGAAAUAUAUGAAGAUGACAGCCACCUGUUUACUUCUACCACAUGUUUUUGGUGAUGAUCCCACCCUAUUUAUUGUUGUGAAUGAGGAGGUACAAGUACCGACACCAGUCUUAAAAGUUAAAAACCCUUUCAAUAUCAAUGCUUGUGAAUUUACUCUCUAUCUUGAAAAAGAAAAACUGAUCCAAGUGGAUGACUGCACUAUGGCCCUGGCAGCCCUCAUAGCUGCGUUUCAUGUGUUUGGUGUGCAAUAUCCCAGGAGAUUGUAUCACACCCUGAACUUUUUAGACACACUGAUAUUUGAUAUAAACAGUCCAAAUUUUCCUUCUAUUAGAGAAAUGGGAAAUAAUGAACUUCAACAUCCACUCAUUUAAUAACACCAAAAUAUUGUCUAAGGAAUGCCUGUGAAACUAUUUUUAAAAGAGAUCGAUUUGUUGUGUGGAGGGCAAGUGCCUAGAGUAUUGUUAAUUAUGUAUAUUUAUAUUAGAAAGUGUUCAUAAUAUUUGAGUUUUGUACCUCAUUCAUUUUUUUCUUAAAAUUUAAAUGAUUAAAGUAAUUUUUAUGACAUUGCAUACUUUAAUAGCUCUGAGAUCUCACUGAGAUGGGUCCAGAUUACAAGCUAUCUGAAAAUGCCUUCUCAUUUUAUGUAUUUCUUAUUUGUAUCUUUCUACAGGGAAUCCACACAUCUUUGUUUAGACUUUUCUUUCAGUGUAUUACUGAAUUAUUUAGAUUGUCUCAUCUUUAUUACUCCUUUAUUAUAUGACAAACACACCUCAGCAUGACAGAGGAAAGGGAGCUGGAUUUAGAAAUGGAGCACCUGAGUUUGAAUCCUGGUUUUUUUUUUUUUUUUUUAACUUACUAUCUGUGUGAUCUUGGAUAGCACUUAAUUUGUCUGGGACUCAUUUCCCUAUUCUCAAAGAAAUAUUUAUUAUAUUCAGGGUGAAUUUUAACCAAGCCUUUUGCUGUUAGAAUUAUAAAAGGAACUCCAAUGGCAUUGUGAUCUCAAUGAGGUGGGUAUUCUAUCCAAAGAUGGAUUGCCAUCGUCCACCUGUCAUCCCACAUGCCUGGUCAUGUUGUACCAUUCUUGUUUGUCCAUACCUUCCUUUGGGUUCACUACAGAGGGUUUGUGCAAUGGUCUUUCUUGAAGUUCUUGUGAUAUCAUGAGGAUUAUUGACUACUUAAAAGUUAGUACCCUCAUCACACGACCAUCAAUAGAAGAGGGACUGGAUCUGUGAUUUCACUUACAUUAGGAGCUCUCAGGGUCUUUAUCAAUGACCACCAUGUUUAGAUUCACAAAGCCAAUUAUGUAUGAGAUGAGACUUAAAGUCUUCCUAUUUCCAAAGCCUGCUCUCUCUUCUCUGACUGGUCCAGUCAUCUCCACUGAAGCCAUUUCUACCUUAAAUACAUUUUGUAUCAAGAUUUGCUUUUCUUUCUAUUCCUUCACUCUACCUAAGUGGUCAAGUGAACUUAUUUCAUUGGAAUCUGAUUCCUAUUUUAACAAUAAAUACACAAAAGAUCCUGGGCUGAGCUGUUGCUAUAUGCAAAAUUAAUCAUAUAAAUUUUAUGUCUACAUUAUACAUCAUAUCCUCAUUUACUAGAUUGUAAGCUCCCUGACAGCAGGCAUUAUGUUGUUUCAUCUUAGUAUCUCAUUGCUUUGCAUAUAUGAGAUGUUUAAUAAAUGUAUAUUAAAAUUGUAUUGAGGUCCUCUGUGUGUUACUUAAAUGAUUUACUUGGAUUUUAAACCAUUUCCUAGAAAUCUGACUGUCCCUGCUUCUCUUUUUUCACCCCUGUGUUAUUUUUUAAUUCU
This is a messenger RNA of Sarcophilus harrisii (Tasmanian devil), 3366 nucleotides long. RefSeq names its product sterile alpha motif domain containing 3 (gene SAMD3). Gene Ontology annotation, molecular function: protein binding. Bases 233 to 1933 code for a protein of 566 amino acids. The transcript has 10 exons. NCBI's taxonomy places the organism in Eukaryota, Metazoa, Chordata, Mammalia, Dasyuromorphia, Dasyuridae. The record is from RefSeq and is a predicted model, not a curated record.